Molecule: messenger RNA, 1163 nt
Organism: Drosophila willistoni
Lineage: Eukaryota; Metazoa; Arthropoda; Insecta; Diptera; Drosophilidae
Exons: 2
Coding region: 72-1145 (357 amino acids)
Source: RefSeq, a predicted model, not a curated record
UGAUACUAAAACAAAACCAAACAAAAUUAGUUUAAAAGUUUAUUUAUUUGUAUAAGAAAUUGUUGCUACACAUGGCGCCCAAAAAAAAGAUCAGAGAUCUAAAAAAAUUAUAUGAGGAACGCUGGCAAUAUCCGCCGGCAAUAAAAGCAAAGAAAAUAAAAUACACCGCCUGUGGGGAACUUGCUCGAUAUGGAAUCAAAGAGCCAUAUGAACCAUGUUGGAAAUUCCCACUGGCCACGUCAACUAACGUGCGCUUUGGACCUUGCUGGGAGUACCCGCCGGAGCGGUACAAGCGACGACCUUUGCCUCCACCAUGUCGAGGUUCCAGAGCGCCCCCUGAACUCUUGGAGCCCUGCUUUACGAAGUGUGAAACGCUCUACACGCGCUUUGAUUUUCAACUGGAGCAGUGUGUGCAUGAACAGAUUUUAGUUAUUCAGCAGAAAUAUUCUAACUUGGAACUUCAACUAACUGAGGCCAAAGCUUUUCAAAUUGAGAAGGCCGAGCAGAUGCGUUAUCAGGCAAUAAGGUAUCAGCUCUUAACAAGCUCUGCAUGCUGCACAAAAAUCUAUCCCGAGUACCUUAGCAAAAUGGCGGAGGAACGUGCUCUCUGUGAGUUUCAAAAAGCAUACGAUGCAAUCAAUCAAAGCAACAAUGAAUUAGGGUCCUCCGUUUUAGACAUAGACAACAGUAUGCCGGAAUUGGAAAAGCGUUUGAAAAAGAUAGAUCGUUCUCUGCGCAGUCCCUUUCUGAUGGAACUGCAUACGGUCCUAGAGACUAUCGAGAAUCUUAGUAAUUACUUUUUUGGUGUCACAAGAAAGUUGAAAAUCUGGGCACAACUGAUGCAGCCAACGAAUGAACACUCAAUCGAGGACUAUUUGGCCUUAUUAAAGAUGAAUCAGGACUUUAGCAGUCUAAUGAGAGCUGGUAGUGAAAAGUGCACAUGCAAACGGUGUGACAACAAAAAUCCUUUACUACCAUAUGUCCCAUGUUGGAGCCAACCGAGCAUCGUCGAUGAUUCAAUCAAGAAGAGGCCAAUAAAAGAUUUUCUCUGCAGCUUACCAAUUGCAUUCCGUCCGAAGGCAUUCGAGGAAUCCAGCAGCUCCUCCAAAUUACAAGACAUCAGUGUUUCCUCUACUAAACCUUAAAUAUAUAUAUAUAUAUUA